Messenger RNA from Suillus clintonianus, 2555 nucleotides. RefSeq lists its product as uncharacterized. Lineage: Eukaryota; Fungi; Basidiomycota; Agaricomycetes; Boletales; Suillaceae. The transcript is spliced from 18 exons. The record is from RefSeq and is a predicted model, not a curated record. The coding region runs from base 62 to 2260 and encodes 732 amino acids.
GUCGGUGCCGCAUGCUACACGCAGCAGCUGGGAUUAUUGGAUGGUCUGUUUUUAGGAGGCCAUGACGCUUCGAAGCAACCACCGCUUACAUUCAAAUCAGGGUCGCGCUGGAUAUAAAAUGGUGGAGUCCGAUCAUGCGGAGUCCCUGAUGACGAUCUCCACCGUCUUAUCCUCAUACCCAGUGCCUAUUAUGGGUCUAACAAAGUUUUUCUCGCUGGCUACGUUAGCGCUGACUGCCGCCGCUGCUUCUUGGAAUGCGACUCCUUUCAAUCCCGCUUCUAUCCCGCUCGCAGUCCGGACGCCUUACCUGUCUGCAUGGCUGCCCCAAGGUGCUGGCACAGCGCUGAACGAAGCCUGGCCCCAGUUUUGGACUGGAUCGACUCUUGGAUGGGCUGGCUAUAUCAGAGUUGAUGGUACCACGUAUACCUUCUUGGGUGAUCCUGUUGUCGCAGGCGCUCGGCUUGCCGUCCAAAAGAGCCUAGAGUUCACUUCAACGCAGAGUAUUUUUGUGAUGACUGCCGGGCCUGUGGACCUAAAUGUGAACUUCCUAAGCCCUGUCGAGCCCACAGAUCUCCUCAAGCAAUCCAUCCCCUUCUCGUAUCUUGCACUGUCCGCAGUGUCUAAUGAUGGCGAGUCGCAUACCGUCAGUGUAUAUACCGACAUAAGCGCAGAAUGGGUAUCUGGAGAUGACUCUCUGACGGUCAACUGGACCACUACUACCGGGAACAUCUUGACUCAUCAAGUCAUGCUUGAGAACCAGGAGUUGUAUACCGAGUAUAGUGACCAUAUCCAACAGGGAGCAGCCUAUUAUUCUACACCGAAUUCGUCCUCUGUGACAUACCAAACUGGCCAAGACGCCAUUGUUCGAGCUCAAUUCAUCAACGACGGCGUUCUUUCCAAUAGUGAGGACAGCAACUUCCGUGCUGUCAGCGAUGAUUGGCCAGUAUUUGCUUUCGCUCACGACCUUGGCACGGUGUCGACCACUGCCACUGUCCCUGUGAUCUACACUGUGGGUCAUGUGAGAGAUCCGGCAAUUCAGUACAUCAUCGCGAAUGACGUCUACCAACCCCGAAGUGUUUACUUCUGGAGUGCUUAUUCAAGCGUCGCGGACUUGAUUUCUGAUUUUGUUGGGGACUAUUCUACUGCUUUGCGACGUGCGCAAGCGUUCGACCAGCAAGUCCAGAGCGACGCCUCGACCAUUUCAAGUAAUUAUGCUGCUGUCGUAGCGCUGUCGGUUCGUCAGGCCUUCGGAGCCUUGGAGCUCACAUUGUCGAAGAACAGUGAUGGAAGUUGGAACACAGAUGAUAUCCUGAUGUUCUUGAAGGAGAUCUCUAGCGAUGGUAAUGUGAAUACCGUGGAUGUCAUCAUGCCUGCGUGGCCUAUUCUCUUGUACACCAAUCCCAUACUCGGAAAAUACCUCCUGCUCGGCCUCCUAGAGUACCAGGCUACCGGACAAUAUCCCAACGCUUGGGCUGCCCAUGAUCUUGGUUCAUCUUACCCCAAUGCUACUGGCCACAAUGCUGGUAACGAUGAAGCAAUGCCUCUCGAAGAGUGCGGAAACAUGCUCAUUAUGGCUUUGAGUUACACUCAAAAGUCUCAUGACACUUCCUUGAUCGCACAAUAUACGGAACUUCUCAACCAAUGGACCGGAUACCUCGUCGCAGAAGCCCUCAUUCCCGCAAAUCAGAUCAGCACAGACGAUUUUGCGGGGGCUCUUCCCAACCAAACCAACCUAGCCAUCAAGGGUGUGAUAGGCAUCCAGGCUAUGUCUGUAAUUUCGGGCAUGUUGGGCGACACUGCCAAUCAACGGAACUACAGCUCAAUCGUACAGAGCUAUGUUCCGCAAAUACUUGAUUAUGCUACCUCGAGCGAUGGGCUGCAUCUCACCUUGAAUUACGGAAAUGAAAGCUCGUGGGGCUUGUCUUACAACCUGUUUGCAGAUAAGUUACUUCGCACCAAUGUUUUCCCAGAGUCUGUCUACGACAUGCAAACCGCGUGGUAUAGCACUGUCGUCAACGCUUACGGCGUCCCUUUGGACACUCGCCACACCUACACUAAGUCCGACUGGGAGUUAUGGACUGCUGCCAUUAUGACGAACACGACGACGCGAGACAUGUUCAUCGACUCUGUCUACAAGUAUGCUGCCGACGGUGAAAGUAAUCAGCCAUUGGGAGACUGGUAUGAGACGCUUGAUGGCACUGUGGAUGGAUUUAGGGCCCGCCCGGUCGUUGGUGGUCAUUUGGCUUUGCUUGCUUUGUGAACUGUCGAUUUAUUGCACAACGAUUCGAGACGUAGCUGUUGUGAUUUCACCAAGCGUCAGGAAUCUACGGUGUUCGAGUUGUUUUUGGGAGAGUGACAUCAUGACAAAGGCUUGACACAAGACAAUGGCCACGCCCAAUGAUCAGGCGAACUGUUGAGCACUCAAAUAAUCGCUACACGCGUGAUAACAUUUAGCUCAAAUGUGUACUCAGCACGAACCUUUGUCGUGAAUUCAGGUCAGACAAAGAAUGUAAGUGACUAAGCAUUACCUGAGUUUGAAUCAGCUUUUAUCAAGU